UUUGCUAAUCCCAUGUUUAUAUUUCUUUUCUCGGUUUUGACCAUUUCACCUCACUCCCCAACUCUCGCUCCACACUCUCUCUCUCUCUCUCUCUCUCUCUCUAGAAAUGCUCCAUGCUCCGCCCUGCAAAUCACCUCUAACACGAAAUGGGCAGAGCUUCCAAAUGGUUUAGAGGCUUGCUGGGCUUCAAGAAGCCCGACCCGAGCGCCGACCCGACCCAGAAUCCGCCCUCCAAGAAGAGAUGGAGCUUUCCCAAGGCCAAACACCGCCGCCGAUCCCACCACGCCGUCGCUCCGGGCGGCUAUCUCGACGACGACGAGACCAGCAGGCAGGCCAUCGCCGUAGCCGCCGCCACCGCCGCCGUCGCCGAGGCCGCCGUCGCAGCGGCCCAUGCUGCCGCGGCGGUAGCCCAUCUCACGAGCGGCGGCGGCGCGCAUGGUGCCCAAAACGGCGUCGGUUACGGGGGCCGGGAGGAGCGGGCCGCCGUUGUGAUUCAAUCUCAUUUUCGCGCUUAUCUCUCGAGAAGAGCUCUACGGGCGCUGAGGGCGUUGGUUAAGCUCCAAGCGCUGGUGAGAGGUCACAUUUUGCGGAAGCAGAACGUGGACAAGUUGCGACAGCUGCAGGCGCUUGUGCGUGCUCAGGCCAGAGCACGUGCUGGGCGACAUCCCGUCGAGGAAAGCACGAGGUCCUCUCGCUUCAACCACACGGCUCGGGCGCCACAGGAGCAUGCAAUGCUGGCCAGGGGCACCAAACAGUACCACCAGCAUCGCGUUGAGAUGCAGAGGAACAUGUCAAGACCAAACAAGAACCUCGUGUUUGAUCCAGACAAGUCACCCUCGCCCUCGCCCCUGAUCCAUCACUGGAUGGAGAGGAGGAAGGGCGAGAGGGCACAAAUGGAUCAAGGCUCCUUCAUCACCAGGAUCGUCCGUGUGGAUGAAGAGCAGGGCGACAAGGUUCUGGAAGUGGACACGGGAAGACCAAACACGAACACGAACCACCAAACCACGUGGCUGAGUACAACCCUGAGCCCCCUCACAUUAGCCCUAGACGGAAACGGAAGCCCCUUCUACACGGCCAACAACAGCCCGGCCUACUCAUCAAUGGACGGGAGCAUGAGAAGGGCGCUCUUCACGCCCACCAAGAGCUGCCUGAGCAGCAGCUGCACGGAGCAUCCGAGUUACAUGGCUUAUACAGAGUCCUCAAGGGCGAAGGCGAGGUCCGUGAGUGCUCCGAAGCAGAGGCCGCAGUGGGAGAGGUCAAGCUCUCAGUGGGAGAGGUCGAACUCGGUGAAUAGGUAUACCGUGCAGAGGGAUGCCGAUGCAAGGGCGAGCGCACAGAAAAUGCAUGCGAGCCUCUGCACGAGUGCCUACCCGGGGUCGGGCCGUCUGGACCGGCACGGUGUGCCGGUUAGAGACGUCUCAGGGUUCAGUGGUGGCAUUUGGCACAGGUAUUAGGCAUAGUAAGCUAACUAUAUAUAUAUUUUUUUGUCAUGUAAAUUGGAGUUUGGUUUGGUUGGAUGUGUUGAUAAUAAGAGAGAACCAUGUAUUUUGCAAUAUGUCAUCUUGUAUUUUCUUGAUGAUUUUCGAUGGUAAAAUUUCAUGAUAUGUUAUACCAAUUGAUCCUAAA
Messenger RNA from Salvia miltiorrhiza (redroot sage), 1626 nucleotides. Its product is annotated as protein IQ-DOMAIN 22-like. Lineage: Eukaryota; Viridiplantae; Streptophyta; Magnoliopsida; Lamiales; Lamiaceae. The coding region runs from base 147 to 1454 and encodes 435 amino acids. The transcript has 3 exons. Gene Ontology annotation, molecular function: protein binding. The record is from RefSeq and is a predicted model, not a curated record.